AUGGGCGGAGGAACGCCACGCAGCAGUGGGGAAUUCUACUCAAUGAGCAACAACUCUACGGAAACUCUGGCAUCUGAAUAUCCAACUCAACCCACGCGGGGGCCUAUGCGGCCGCCGCAUUUCCGAAAGUCUUCCAACUUUGCCUCACAUAACCCUAGGCAACCCGAAUCGUUGAUGAUGGGUUACGCUCAGAUUCAAGGCUCAUUCACCUUGGAUGGCUCACUCAUCAACCUCGGGCCGUUUGAACAAGUCAAGCGAAAGGCCGUUGUCGGCGGCCAAGGAGGUGGUGUCAUUGGUGUGGAGCCUUCGAAACGGGAUAGUGGACUGCUUCGAAGUUUCGGAUGGGGGAGUAUCAGCAACUCAAUCGGAGAGCUGCUUGGAGCCGGCGAGGUCAGCAGCAUUAAAGAUAUGCGCGGCAUCGCCAGCGCCAAGUCUGUCCCUCUGCUCUCGACUCCUCAGUCCAUCUUGUUUGUGGACCUUAAUUUGGCCCCCGGAGAGCACAAAGCUUUCGAGUAUUCAUUUCAGCUCCCAAAGGGCUUACCACCGACACAUAAGGGGAAAGCGGUGAAGAUAUCUUAUAAUCUAGUGAUUGGUACACAGCGAGCAGGUGGCUCUAAGGAGCAGCAGGUGCGCUCCGUUGAGAUCCCCUUCCGGGUCCUCGGCAGCGUAAACAGCCAUGGAGAGAUUCUUGGCCAUGAUCUCAUGAAUCCGUACAUCAUACUUCGCGACCAGGCGAAAAUCAAGACUGUCGACAAACUAUCGACCCUCAGCGAGAUCAAGAAGCUAAAAUCGACCAAGACGGACGCAACAAUUAAUGAAUUCCUCGUAUAUGUCGACGAGCUUUUAACAAGGCCGCGGCAGGGAUCCAAUGCAGGGCUGCUAUCACCGACAGCAUACCCCAGCUCUCGACGUCCAUCAGUAUUUGAGGAGGCGACGACGGCCACAGAGGCCAUUAAUCUGGCCAUCAUGCGCAGCAACUUGACUUCCGAGGGUCAGCAAAGCCCAAACCGCUUCGAGAUUGCCCGCAACGGACAGCGGGUGGGUGUCGUUAUGCUUACGCGCCCCUCGUACCGUCUGGGCGAAGUCGUUACUAUGGCCAUUGACUUCACAGAUGCCGAAAUCCCCUGCUACGCGGUUCAUUCCUGUCUCGAGUCGGCCGAGCGAGUCGAGCCGCACCUGGCCAUCCGCUCAGAAGCCUCGAUCCACCGCGUCACGCGGAAAGUCCACGUGUCUGCCUCGGAGGCGACGCUCUACUCGCGGAGAAUGGUCUUCACUCCGACUAUCCCCAUUACUGCGACACCAGAGUUCGUCACGACGGGCAUCUCAUUCGAGUGGAAGAUCCGCGUGGAAUUCGUGGUGCCGAGCCAGGAGACCGAGCUGGAGCGUGAGGCGCCUAGCACGCAUCCAUUACUAGAAGAAAUAUCCCGGGACGAGCGCGGAGGUCUAGUGCUCGUGGCAGUAGAAAACUUGGCGUGCGAGAGCUUCGAGGUGGCAGUCCCCCUGCGCGUAUACGGUGCUGUGGCAACGGGGCUCGAGAAGCUGGAGCGGGACGAGGCAUUGGAAGAGGGACUCGCUGUUUGA
Molecule: messenger RNA, 1581 nt
Organism: Colletotrichum fioriniae
Lineage: Eukaryota; Fungi; Ascomycota; Sordariomycetes; Glomerellales; Glomerellaceae
Source: RefSeq, a predicted model, not a curated record